Sungouiella intermedia is the source of this 696-nucleotide messenger RNA. The record is from the annotation of a GenBank genome assembly. Lineage: Eukaryota; Fungi; Ascomycota; Pichiomycetes; Serinales; Metschnikowiaceae.
AUGACUGAGAGUACUAAGAAAAUAUCCAUACUUUGCAGGCUUAUUCAGUUGAUAAGCUCAAUAAUUCAGAUUGUGGUUGCAAGUAUUGCCAUUCAUGUUAUUUCUAAGGCUGUUUCCGAAGCUGGCAGAAAAUAUGAGACUACAAACACCAUCCUUUUCCCAGCUCUUGCUAUUCCGAGUGGUGGGGUUGGCAUAAUUUUCUCCAUCGCUCUCUUGACACCAUUUGUGAGGUUCUUAAGUCCUCUCAUUGUAAUCUCAAUGGACAUUAUUGCAUUAGGUUUGUGGUCUACAGCACUCGCUUUGAAUGCCAUUUACUAUGCACAUUUGGAAUGCGAAGACACUUGGCUAAUACUCAAUUGGAGCAACAAUGUGAGACGACAAGAUGCUAUUAUAAAGGAUUAUGGGAUCGAAUUGAACUGCUUCCUUGGAAAGGGUUUGAUAGUUACCAGCGCCUUUGGUUGUGCUCUCUGGGUGGGACUGAUUGUGCUUGUAGCCUGUUAUUCAAUUGUUUAUGCUUACAAGAACCAUUUAUGUACGUCAACGAGAUUCUUUGUUUGUGGUGGAAUCUUCCCCAAGGACACCUCGAAGCUGGAAAUAAUUCUUUACGACUCUCCACUCCAAGACGACUCCAGUGGCUACCAUUACCGUUCCCGAAAGUUUAUGAACAGAGACGAAGGAUCCCCUAAUGCUUGGUAA